UCGGUGAGUGCAUCGUUUCGUUGGCAUUGAAGGAAACGCUAGAAUACUGUACUCGUAGUUUAAAGUGAAUUCGAUGUUUCGAUGAGCAAAAGAACUCCUUCUUUAGUUAGCCAGCAUUGUGCAUUAAAAUCGAUUGCAAAUGUGUAAACAGCAAAGAAAAUGCCGCCAGCAAGCACGUGGAAGACGAUAUUUGUGACCGGAGGUGCCGGCUACAUUGGCAGUCACUGCAUCAUCGAGCUCCUCGAAAGCGGCUACGACGUCGUUGCGAUCGACAAUUUCGCCAACAGCGUGACCGAAGGCAAGGGCGAGUCGGCAGCUUUGAAACGGGUCGAGGAAAUCACGGGCAAAACAGUCGAGUUUUACAAUUGCGACCUCCUCGACAAGGACAAGCUCGAAAUAAUUUUCAACAAGCGCAAAGUGGACUGCGUCAUUCAUUUCGCUGCCAUCAAGGCCGUCGGGGAGUCCAUGCAAGUUCCUCUUCAUUACUACAAAAACAAUAUCAUUGGUGCUAUUAAUUUACUGGAGGUAAUGAAAGCAGGUGGGUGCUUUCAGUUGGUGUUUAGUAGUUCUUGCACAGUCUACGGAGAGCCAGACGAACUACCAAUCACAGAGAGUCAUCCUACCGGCAACAUAACAAAUGUCUACGGCAGGACGAAAUAUUUUAUAGAAGAAAUGCUCAAGGAUAUAUCAAGGGCUGAGAAGAACUGGAAUAUUAUUUCGUUGAGGUAUUUUAAUCCGGUUGGUGCUCAUCCUAGCGGCGACAUUGGUGAGGAUCCAACUAAACAAUUUACAAAUUUAAUGCCUUUCAUUGCUCAAGUGGCACUUGGGCUUAAAACAGAAUUGACCAUCUACGGGGGAGAUUAUCCAACAAAAGAUGGCACGGGAAUCAGAGAUUAUAUCCACGUAAUGGACUUGGCGUCAGGACAUGUUGCUGCCUUGAAAGCGCUACAUAAGGAACAUUCUCGGCUAAAGAUAUAUAAUCUUGGCACUGGAUGUGGCGUUUCUGUACUUGAAUUAGUCAAAACAUUUGAAAGGGUUACAGGAACACGUGUUCCUUACGUCAUUAAAGACAGACGGGAAGGUGACAUAGUGUCUAUGUUUGCUAACACUAGUUUGGCAGAACGAGAAUUGGAUUGGAAAGCAAAAUACAGUGUCGAGCAAAUGUGCCGCGACUUUUGGAGGUGGCAAACUAUGAAUCCUACUGGGUAUAGAACAACUUAUAAAAAUGGCAAUUCCACUAAUCAUUAA
Molecule: messenger RNA, 1248 nt
Organism: Copidosoma floridanum
Lineage: Eukaryota; Metazoa; Arthropoda; Insecta; Hymenoptera; Encyrtidae
Product: UDP-glucose 4-epimerase
Biological process (GO): beta-D-galactose catabolic process via UDP-galactose, Leloir pathway
Cellular component (GO): cytosol
Molecular function (GO): UDP-glucose 4-epimerase activity
Source: RefSeq, a predicted model, not a curated record